GCGUGAGAGCUAUUGCUCAAAGUUGAAACUAGUGCUCUGGUUUACACAAACUUUGGAUUUAAAAAUCAGGGAGGUUUUCACUUAGGGUGUUUGAGAUUUAGGGGCCAAUGAUUAGUUGACCAGUUUGAUCUUGGGAGGUAUGUUGGAGCUCUGAAAGUAGUAACAGCUCUGCCCAACAGUGCUGAGCAAACUUGUGGUUCUUAUCCUACAACCCUGGCUGCCCCUUCUGCACCAGAGGCUGAGCUCAAUGCUCAAAAGCAAUAUGUGCCCUUGUCUUUGAAACACACCUUCUUUAGAAUUACAGUUUUCUGGGAACUGGGCCAGUGUUUGUCCUAGACAUAAACUCAGGCUCUAGUUGGCACUACAUUUUUUGUGUUUUCUUUCCUUUAAGUACAUCACUUAGGCAGGAUUUAGAGGAGAGGGAGACCUUCAGAAUUUUGCUGCUUUGCAAGUUGAAAUAGGUAAUUUCAUAGAGAUAACAGAUGUGUCCAAUUUAUCUGGUAACUAAUUCUGUUUCCUGUCAAUAGGUAGUGGUAUCUAACUUCUAAUUCAGUACUUGAGUUUUUAUUGCCCAGCUUCUGAGCAGCAGACUUCUAGCAAGCAAGACAUGAAGAUUCCCAGUGUUCACUUAUGGAGAGUAGCCCAGCUGGCUUGUCAUGCUGGACUAGAUGAAUUGUGAAUGUUAAUUAUACUGAUCAAUACAGUGGCCUUGGUAACAGACUUGUAGCUGCUGUAGAAUCUGUUUACUUCAGGUUUGUAACAGAAAAGAGACCAAGCUGGUUGGGGACAUGUUGUUCUCAGGGUAAUUAGCAGCGUUGUAAGUCCAAAGAAAAUGCGUCUUGGAGGGGCUAACCUUAGUCCACCCCUUCCCCAGGUUUUCCCAGAGGGAAGCGUUACUCUGGGGGUAGUUUCUGUUCUUGUUUGCCAAUUGAUAAUGGCUGGGAAGCAUUACUCUGGGGGUAGUUUCUGUUCUUGUUUGCCAAUUGAUAAUGAAUUGAGGUUGGCAAAGGCUUGGUUCUUAGUGGAGGCAGGGUAAAGGAUGUUUACAAAUCAUAAAGGUUAGAAGGAGAGUGCCUGUGUUGAGAAGCACCUUAUUUUCAUUUCCCUACCUAGUUUGUAACUAGGAGUGAAUAGUCGAUGAGUUCAGCCUAUGCAUUCAAGAGAAGGAACUCCUCCUAUUUGGGGAGUAGGGGUUUCAUAAUUCUGCACAUUCUUUUCUGACUCUACAGCAAGGGGAUUAGCUGAGUUCUGGGCAUGUUUGGAAUGAGAGCACUUUGCCAAUUUUUACUGAAUUUGGACUAAGCCAUUAUAAAAAUACAGUCUGUGUCUUCCUCAGACAGGCUCUUUGUCAUGUUCUCUUAACCCCUUGUGAAGAAGCUACCUGAUGGAUCGUCUGUACCUGACAGAUGGAGUUGGUGUAAAAGCAAAUCCAGUUUGCUGAUGACAUGCAGGAGUUCACCAAAUUCCCCACAAAGACCGGCCGAAGAUCUCUGUCUCGCUCCAUCUCACAGUCCUCCACGGACAGCUAUAGUUCAGCUGCAUCCUACACAGAUAGCUCUGAUGAUGAGGUUUCUCCCCGAGAGAAGCAGCAAACCAACUCCAAGGGCAGCAGCAAUUUCUGCGUGAAGAACAUCAAGCAGGCAGAAUUUGGACGCCGAGAGAUUGAGAUUGCAGAGCAAGACAUGUCUGCUCUGAUUUCACUCAGGAAACGUGCUCAGGGGGAGAAGCCCUUGGCUGGUGCUAAAAUAGUGGGCUGUACACACAUCACGGCCCAGACAGCGGUGUUGAUUGAGACACUCUGUGCCCUGGGGGCUCAGUGCCGCUGGUCUGCUUGCAACAUCUACUCAACUCAGAAUGAAGUGGCUGCAGCACUAGCUGAGGCUGGAGUUGCAGUGUUUGCUUGGAAGGGCGAGUCAGAAGAUGACUUCUGGUGGUGUAUUGACCGCUGUGUGAACAUGGACGGGUGGCAGGCCAACAUGAUCCUGGAUGAUGGGGGAGACUUAACCCACUGGGUUUAUAAGAAGUAUCCAAACGUGUUUAAGAAGAUCCGAGGCAUUGUGGAAGAGAGCGUGACUGGUGUUCACAGGCUGUAUCAGCUCUCCAAAGCUGGGAAGCUCUGUGUUCCUGCCAUGAAUGUCAAUGAUUCUGUUACCAAACAGAAGUUUGAUAAUUUGUACUGCUGCCGAGAAUCCAUUUUGGAUGGCCUGAAGAGGACCACAGAUGUGAUGUUUGGUGGGAAGCAAGUGGUGGUGUGUGGCUAUGGUGAGGUAGGAAAGGGUUGCUGUGCUGCUCUCAAGGCCCUUGGGGCAAUUGUCUACAUCACAGAAAUUGACCCCAUCUGUGCUCUGCAGGCCUGCAUGGAUGGGUUCAGGGUGGUAAAGCUAAAUGAAGUCAUCCGGCAAGUUGAUGUCGUAAUAACUUGCACAGGAAAUAAGAAUGUAGUGACACGAGAGCACUUGGACCGCAUGAAAAACAGUUGUAUCGUAUGCAAUAUGGGCCACUCCAACACAGAAAUUGAUGUGACCAGCCUCCGCACCCCAGAGCUGACGUGGGAGCGAGUACGUUCUCAAGUGGACCAUGUCAUCUGGCCAGAUGGCAAACGCGUUGUCCUCCUGGCAGAGGGUCGUCUGCUCAAUUUGAGCUGUUCCACAGUUCCCACCUUUGUUCUGUCCAUCACAGCUACAACACAGGCUUUGGCACUGAUAGAGCUCUAUAAUGCACCUGAGGGGCGAUACAAACAGGAUGUAUACUUGCUUCCUAAGAAAAUGGAUGAGUACGUCGCCAGCUUGCAUCUGCCGUCAUUUGAUGCCCACCUGACAGAGCUGACAGAUGACCAAGCAAAAUAUCUGGGACUCAAUAAAAAUGGGCCAUUCAAACCCAAUUAUUACAGAUACUAAUGGACCAUAUUACCAAGGACCAGUCCACAUGAACCACACAACUCGAAAAGAAAUAUUUUUUAAAGUAACUCUUAUUUUCUUCUUAUUCCUUUCCUCUUGAUUUUUUUCUAUAAUUUCAUUCUUGUUUUUCAUCUCAUUAUCCAAGUUCUGUAAACCACACAGGAACUUGCUUCAUGGCUCUUUAGAUGAAACUGAGGUUCAAGGUUCCUCACCCUAGUUACUAAAGAAGGAUUUUACUCCUAGCCCAGAAAGCUGAUUCUUUCUUUACCAUUUCUGGGGACUUUAGUCUUAAUUUAGGUACCUUAUUAACAGGAAAUGCUGAGGUACCUUCUAUGUGGAACAAUCUGCAAUGUCUAAAUCGCCUUAAAAGAGCCCAUUUCUUAGCUGCUGAAAUCAGUGCUCUUUCACUUCUUCAGAGGAGCAGGGAUGCUACCUACCAGCCAGGUAGGUUAGAUGUAGGUGGUGCAUGUUAAUUUCCCAUAGAAGUUCCAAGCCCUGUUUCCUGUGUACAGGUGGUAUGUCUGGUUCAGAGAUGUGUACUAGUGAGUGUUGCUCAUUAAGAUCCAGAAGGCUCCCUUGGCUUUAUAGUACAGCCCUGCCACCAUUCUCACCAGACUCAUUUUUCUAGUUGUUAAGCAUAUUACACUUGAUUAAGUUGAAGUUUGUCCCCUAGCAUUUAUUUCUGUUGUACAAAAAAAAGGAAAAAAUUUUAAUAUUAACUCUGUGAGACUGCUUGGGUGGUUAGUUGUUACCAAUUUCUCUUUUGAAUCUUUGGAAGUAAGGUUACCAAGUUGAGUCUAGUGGAAUGAAAGUCUCAAAUUCUAGUAAGUCCCUCUGUUUCUACCCCAUAGUUUAUAGCACCAAUGAACUGGAGCCAUAAUAGCAAAUUCUAUCAGCUCUGACCUAUACAGCUUGUGCUGAAGGCAAAUUUAUCAAGCCAUUACUCAAUAUAAAGCACUGAGCUCUAUCUUUAGGAUUUAUCCUUUAAGAGCAAAUUUCUGGUCAGCUGUGCUUCUGCAGCUUAAAUAUUUAAAGGAAGGUAGGUGUGGAUGGGAGGAGGAAUGAUACAUUGGGCCAGGGUGAGCGAAAUGUAGCUUCAUACAAUUUGGACAUAAAUUUUAUAGCAGUGAUACCACUUUUGAUCAGAACAUACCACAAAAAGUUUAUGAACUAAGAUCUUAAAGGGCAGUUGUGUGUAGAGAACGUAAUCAGUACAUCCUGGCUCGUGUGUUGAAGGGAUCCCCAGAGAGCUGCUCUCGAAGAUCAGAGAGACAUUUUCUCAUGCCAUGCACCCUGCUUACCGGCAUUUCUGCAUGGUCAAAUGAGCAUUACACUCAUGAGAUUUAAGUGUGUAAUUACCCAGGAUUUGAAAUCCUCAACUUGUUCUAGCUUGUGACCCUUCAAAGUUGGGUCAUACAUUACUGCUAGACACUGGAAGUUUUCGUUUCUCUCGCUCCACUGAUUAGAAAGGCAGUAAAAAACCAGGAAUAUAAAAAAGAAAAGCUUUCACCCUGCAGCUUCGGAGCAGGGUACAGUUGUCUUGCCAAAACGUUUUUCCCUUCUCCCAUUUCUCCCUACCCAAUCCCCUCCUACUCCUCGCCUGUAUGACCAUGCUUUACUUCUCUAUAGAUGCUAACAGUCAAAGCCCUUCUUCCUAGGGCACUUAGCCAGCCAGUCAGAACACCACAUCUGUUAAGGGAGGUAACCUGGCCAACAGUGUAUCCUAUUGCGUCAGCUCUGUUGGAAGGGGCCUAAGUCCUGCUGCCUCUGGCCUGCUCCCUGAUUCCAUGUCACUGUGUCCAUAGGAAUAAUAGGUAAGGGCUCCGUCGCUGUCAAACCGUGUAACAAAGGACACCUAGAAAAAUGUCUGGCAUCAGAGGGAGCGUGUGGAGAGCAACUUUGGAGGAACACAUUCAUUUUGUAUUGAAUGAUUUUUAAUGAAUGCAAUAUUAAUCCUUGCAGAUGAGCAAUAAUCAUUAAAGUCAAUUAAAAUGAUAA
Otolemur garnettii (small-eared galago) is the source of this 4895-nucleotide messenger RNA. RefSeq names its product adenosylhomocysteinase like 1 (gene AHCYL1). The transcript has 17 exons. The record is from RefSeq and is a predicted model, not a curated record. NCBI's taxonomy places the organism in Eukaryota, Metazoa, Chordata, Mammalia, Primates, Galagidae. Gene Ontology annotation, cellular component: cytosol. The coding region runs from base 1446 to 2897 and encodes 483 amino acids. Gene Ontology annotation, biological process: L-methionine cycle.